Cyphellophora attinorum is the source of this 3516-nucleotide messenger RNA. Its product is annotated as Low-affinity glucose transporter HXT3. The transcript is spliced from 9 exons. Gene Ontology annotation, cellular component: membrane. Gene Ontology annotation, molecular function: carbohydrate:proton symporter activity. Bases 1 to 3516 code for a protein of 1171 amino acids. Lineage: Eukaryota; Fungi; Ascomycota; Eurotiomycetes; Chaetothyriales; Cyphellophoraceae. Gene Ontology annotation, biological process: transmembrane transport; carbohydrate transport. The record is from RefSeq and is a predicted model, not a curated record.
AUGGGCCACCUUUCCUGGUAUAGUAUCGGCAUUUGCCUCGUCGUCUCAUGGGGUGGCUACGCAUACGGCUUUGGCUUCGCUUCCUUCAUCACCAGUCAGGGUCAACCGACCUUCUACACCUACUUUAGUCUCGAUCCUGCAAGUGCUUACACAGCAAAGAUACUGGGAGCAUGCAAUGCCUUAUUCAACUUCGGUUUGGCGAUGGGUGCUCUUUUUCAAGGCUGGCUAUGCGAUGCUCUUGGUCGAAAGCGGGCAUUCCUGGUCGCUGGGCUCUGCUCUUUGCUCGGAGGAGCCUUGAUUACGGGCGCCCAUGUUAUUGAGAUGCUCAUCCCCGUACGGGUUCUACACGGUUUCGGCCUGAACAUGUUGAUCUGCUUGGUGCCGCUCUACCUGACAGAGGUUGCCCCAGCAGAGAAGCGUGGCCUCCUUGCGGGCCUCAUGACGCUCAGUUUUAGCAUGGGCUAUGUCGUCUGCGGUUAUAUUGCUGUGGGUACCUUCUACGGAACCACCUACAACGUUCAGGUGAGGCUGCCAUUAGCUAUGGCAAUGGUCGGUCCCGCAGCACUUCUCUUGGGUCUUCCCUUCAUUCCAGAGUCUCCACGGUAUCUCGUUCUCAAUAACCAAGGAGCCGAAGCGCUGGAUGUACUACGAAGAAUACAUGGCGAUCCAAGCAAUCCUGACGACACAUUUGCUCAAGCUGAGUACACGCAAAUUGUCGCACAGACGGAGAAAGACCAGGAGACUACGGCCAGCUACCUGGAGAUGUUCCGAAAGCCUUCGUGGCGUAAGAGGAGUGUUCUUGCCCUCUUCAUCCAGUCCGUCAUCCCUGGCGCGUCAUCUACCAUAGCCAUGCGUUCGAGUGUCUGUACUGACCGAAGGUGUCCAUCAGAUUUGCAGCUCAAUCCACUGGGGUAUGCUCGCGUCCUAGGCUACUUGACAAGUUCAUUCGCUGACGGAGGCAACCAGAUUCUAGGCAUCGCGAACUAUCUGAUCUUGAUCUUCUCCAGUCUGGGAGUCAGCCCGGUUAUGUCCCUCGUGCUAUAUGCUGUCUAUGCCACGGUGGGCAUCUUCACUGUCCUCCUGACCAUAUUCACCGUCGACCGAAUUGGGCGUCGGACACUCUUUCUCUACGGCUUCCCCCUCGUCGCCAUCAUUCUCGUCAUCGAAGGCGUCCUUCAGUCCAAGUACUUGGGCACCGACCACCAAGCAGGUCUUGCGGCAUGUGUGCUGGUGAUAUUCGUCUACAUCGUUGUUUUCCAAGCCAUCGAUGCGCCGGCUUUCAUCUGGAUAGCGGAGAUCUUUCCGACGAACAUUCGCGGUCGUGGCAUCGGUCUGGGUUUCUUCGCAUACUUUGUGGGCGCCAUCACCUACAGCACCCCGUCAGCGCUUGCAUUCAGAAAUCUGAUGUACUUCAUUUAUGCCGGUUUGUCGGUGCUGUCGACCAUCAUCGUGUACUUCUACAUCCCGGAGACCAAGCAAAUUCCUGUCGAGGAGAUAGGGGCGUUAUUUGGCGAUGAGGUUGUCGUGCAUUUGACUGAGGCUGGGCAGAGCAUCGUCGAGGAAAAGAAUACUCUGCCGCGCGCUAGCACCACGGAGGUAGUCACAGCCUACCUGAUGAACAACGCAAGUGGCUUGUCGGCAGCCACACACAAAGAUGAUGGCACCACUUCGCACGAUGCUGCGUUCGAAAACUGGAUCGUUCUGCUCAGCGCCUGCAUGAUCGCAAUGUCACUUAUGGUGCUUGACUUCCGCUUCUAUUCCCACGCCAGGCGACUACUUUUGGUCACGGUGUGGCUAUGCCGGCGAGAAGCCUUUGGAUGCCUUCGAGGCCUUUACGAUAUGCUCAGUUGGCCAUACAACCUCAUGGCUGUGGCAUACGCCACGUUCGCUUUUCUGAGAACCGCAAGACUCGGAGGCAUAACAGCUGGAGCUGGAGAUGAACCACCUCCACGACCAUUCCUGCCACCACUAAUCUUCCCCUGCCACACGACUCACUCCAGAUUCUUCCCAGCGAGGCACUCCUUCACAUACUCGUAUCUCCAAGUGGGAAUACCCAUUGGCUGGCGUCACAGCUCUGGGUUCUUGACCUGCGACACCUCCGAAGAUCUCUUCGGGCGCAAGACUAGCGGAUGGUUCUCGGUCCACGAUGAGGAUUAUCUCGCACGAGGCACGCACCAAGAUGGCUUACGCGGGAAGCUUGACGAUUUUCUCAAGGUGCAUGGGAUUACAGCAGCAGAAUUGCCAUACGCAUACCUCGUGACAGCGCCACGAUUCCUAGGUUGGAGCUUCAAUCCUGUGUCCUUCUGGUAUUUGUACGACUCAAUGCAGAAGCUGAAGGCCAUGAUACUUGAGGUCAACAAUACCUUUGACGAGCGGCGCAUGUACUUGCUGAAGCCUGAGAAAAGCUCAGAGAACGGAAGGUUUUCGGAGACAUGGGCCAAGGACUUUCACGUCAGUCCUUUCAAUGAUCGAACCGGAAGCUACUCGGUUGUUGCAAUGGACCCAUUUGAGCGAUUCAACUGGACAAGAGACAAGCGCCCGGACGCGGUCAAUAUCGACAACAACAUCACCCUCACUUCGCUCCCACCAAAUGCUAAGCCAAAGCUGGUGGCUCGUCUCUACUCAACAUCGAAAGCUCUCGAUCCUGCGCAGAUGACAUUGUUCGAAUACGUAGUCUUCAUGUGCCAGUGGUGUUGGACCGGCUUCCUUACCAAUCCACGAAUACUGUGGGAGGCACGAAUACUUUGGGCGAAGAAGCAGCUGCAAGUCUUCUUCCGGCCUGAAGUCAAUAUCGGUAGCAUCGGAAGACAGGAGCAGAAGGAAGAGAUUGUCAUCGAGAUUUGCUUCCAACAAUGGCUGGACGAGCUAGCUCAUCGGGAGAAGUGUCUUAUUGAGUACACAUGCGCAGCUGGUGCGAAUCGCGGCAAAACCCUCACGCUGGGAGAUUCUUCCGGCCCGGUUGAUGUCUCCGUAAGCACAGAAACGGCGAAGCUGGAAGUCCUGACACCAGAGUGGUACUCUGAACUUGCACGGACGGACGACAUGCGCGAGCUUUUCCAAACACGAUGCUUUGAAUCAGUCGACGGAGAGAUGAUGCUGAGCGUCAAUAGUGCGGGCAGACGCCUCUUGGAGGCAGCAUUGUACAAGAUGUCCAGGUCGUCAGAAGACUCGGAGAAAGACUACGUCAAGGUGCCACUGGCCAGCGACCGCAGAUCUGACACAUCUCCGCAAGACGCGGUUGUCCAGAACCUCAUUGCCGCUUGCACGGGCAAGGCAGUGAAAUACAGGGGCCUGCAGGCCUGCUUCCGCCAGCUACUUGACCCACUGUUGACACCGACCCUGCUUCGUGGCUAUGACAGAGCUGCGUGGUCGAUUAUGCUUGCAGACAGACUCGCUUUCGGGUCUACUGGGCUCCUCAAGUGUUAUAUAAACAUAGCCUCCUGGGGAGCUACGUUCGUUGCAGGACACUAUCUGGCGCCGCUCGUGAAGUCAGUGCUUCUAGAGAUGACGGCGUAG